AUGGCUACUACACUCCCAUUUCUAUCGAAAUCUGCCGAAACAAACACUGACAUCAAAAGCGUCUGUGUAUUUUGUGGGUCUGGCAGUGGAGCUGAUCCUCUCUACGAGCAAGAAGCAUAUGAACUCGGGAAAGUUUUGGCAAAAAACAACAUUCGUUUAGUCUAUGGUGGUGGAUCCGUAGGUUUGAUGGGCGCUGUUGCCAAGGGAACACUUGACAAUGGUGGGAAGGCUAUUGGUAUCGUACCUGAGCCUCUUUAUCGUCAUGGCAGUAAGCAAUUGUGUGAGACUGUGAUUGUACCUGAUAUGCACGCUCGCAAGAAGCGUAUGGAAGAGGAAUGUAAUGCUUUUGUGUGCUUGCCUGGUGGCUUUGGAUCCUUUGAAGAAGUUCUUGAAAUUAUUACCUGGUCUCAGCUCAAUGUUCAUUCCAAACCCAUCGUAUUACUGAACACCAAAGGCUUCUACAAAUUGUUUGUCGAUUUCAUCAACUUUUCAGCGCAAGAAAAAUUCAUCCAUGCAACAAAUGUCAACAUUUUUUCAGUGUGCUCCGAAGCAAAGGACAUCAUGGAGGCAAUAAAAUCUUAUAGAGCUCCAGAAACUCGUUACAAUCUCGAUUGGUCAAAGAGCGAAAGAAAGUCGUUAGCCUAA
Molecule: messenger RNA, 645 nt
Organism: Mucor velutinosus
Lineage: Eukaryota; Fungi; Mucoromycota; Mucoromycetes; Mucorales; Mucoraceae
Exons: 3
Coding region: 1-645 (214 amino acids)
Biological process (GO): cytokinin biosynthetic process
Cellular component (GO): cytosol
Molecular function (GO): hydrolase activity, hydrolyzing N-glycosyl compounds
Source: RefSeq, a predicted model, not a curated record